UUCUUCCUAGGCUCAGUAAUCCUUCUUCCCUCUCAGAACUAUGGAGGAGCAAGGUGGAGCCUUGUUCUUCUGAGAAAAGAUAUAAAGCUGCUGGCAUUUGCCCACUAUAAGCAACAAGGACCUGCUCACAGACAAAAACAACAAAAAAAAAGCAAAAUGAAGAAUCUCAGAAGAGCUCCCUCGAGAGCUGAAAACUGACUUUCCCUGACGUGGAAGAAAAAAAAGGAGUAGUUUACACCAUUUCAACAGAUCCUGAUAGCUCCAAGGUGUUCCUCAUCCCUUGCCUAUAUAAAUUUCCACUGCAUGGGAUUUAUUUCCCUCUCCUUUCCUUCAGAAGGCCUGAAGGAUGUCUGAAGAGAUCCCGAAAGAAAGAAAAACUUGUUCACUGCUGUGUCCGAGACGAGUUAAUGUUGAAAACCUUCAGCUGCGCUGGACUCUCGCAUCUUACGUAGCUCUUAACUUGGCCUCAGUUGCUGUCUCGGCAGCCUCUCACCGCUCGCAACCACCCUCGGCAUCGCCCGCCCCCGUUGCCAUGGUGGGGCCGGGAGCGUCUGCACUACAGCCUGCAGGGCCGCGGUCACCGUGCUCGGGAUGGGGGCUCCGCGCUGCUGCUUUUCAGUUGAAAUGAAAGUGUUGCCUCAAGAAAUCAUUCAAAGCCCACCAUGGCAUACCAGGUUUGAAGAGCGGACAAUUUGCCCACCAUUAGAUUUUGCCAGGAUUCAUUUGAUCAAAGACAAAGAUGGCAUAGAUGAUUAUUUGGCGAAGAAUAUCAAAGGGUUGUCAAAACAAGAAGCUGCAGCUAACAGGAAUUCAUACAAGGAGAACAUCUGCAUAGACAUGCUGCGACAGGGUUAUCACAAGUCCUUCUCCGAGCUCUUCACUCUGAUACAGAAGUGGAAUGCCUUGAGGGAGGCUGCAGGGCCUGGGUCAGCCAUAUGGCAGGGGCAGUCCCUGGAGGAGCAGCCUGAUAAGCUGGAUCAGCUUUACCACUUCCUGACCAGGGCUGAGGCAGCCCAGAGAGCAGGGCGUUCUGAGGAAGUUUAUGAUAACCAGCUUAACAUGGUAUACUGCUUCGAUGACCCUGAGGAGAAACAGUUAAGGAAUUACUUAUAUGAACAAUGCUUUAACACUGCUAAACUAAUAAAAACUGAUGGUGGGAAAAGGCAAGCACAAGCACAUGCGCAUAUGGGCCUUAUCAAUGAGGAACAAGGUCAUGUGAUGAAGGCUGCUGAGCAUUAUGAAGCAUUUUACCAGCUAACAGAAGGUACAACAUGGAAGAAUGAGACAGGCCACACUUACCAUUCACUGGCAUGUGAGCAUCUUUGGAGAAUUUAUAUAUUGCUAGCAGACAAAAUGCUAGAAAACAAAGAACAAGAGCAGGCCAUCAAAACAUUAAUAAAAGCUAUCAGAAUGGCAAAAACCGGAGGUGAUAAGAAGAUGGAAGGAGAAGCUGUGUAUUGCUUAAGUUUAGUGUAUCAUUUUGCUGGAGAAGAGAAGAGAGCAUUAUCAAUUUUGAACACCUCUGUAAAAAUCUUCACAUCACUGUGUGAUUCUGCAGGCCUAAGAAGAGCAUAUGAAGCUAUAGACAAGAUACUGGUAAGUCAGGGAAAAGUGUCUGAAAGUCUUAAACACUUGGAAGAGUUUAAGAAAGUUGCUGACAAUGCACAUCUAAGCCAAAGCGUGGUGGAUGCGUGUGUGUUGACUGGGAACAUUCACAAUGCAAGAGGGAAUUAUGACAAAGCUCUUGAAUAUUUCACUCAAGCUUUUGAGGCAGCAAACACUUUAAAUAAUUUGUCCUUACUUAAUGAAACAAGAACUUAUUGUGGCAUUGCAAAGGCUCAUAAACUGAUGGAGGUAUUUAACAGCCAUAUAGAAGCAGAAGAUCCCAUCAGCCUCAAGUACUUGCUGGCAUGGAAGAAGAACAGAAGUGACAUGUGCAGUGACCCUCUCACAGACGAGCUCGAUAGAGAAACAAGCCCAUGUGAGCCUUCUCCAGAAACAAGCCCCUGUGAAUCUCCUCCAGAGACCCAAAUUGGGGGUUGAUCAUUCCUGAAAACACCUGCUUACUUACAGAAAAGCUGGCAGAUGAACGUCAUGAGUUCAGGAAGAUCUCCAGAAACUCGGGCAACAAAGUAAGAACAUUGGUGGAAGUUUAGUUGUUUAAGUAAGUGCACGUUGUUACAGUAUAAAUAUCUGACAGCUGUAAGUUCUUAUAUGACUAAUGUCAUAUGUGUGGUUCUGUUUUUCUAUCAAAAAUAGCUACUGUUGUUGAAAUAAAUGCAGAAGGAAAGUAAUGUAGAGCAGUGUGCUUUUUGUUCAUAUUGCUUAUUAUCUUUCAAAGCGUUAAGAUACCACACAUCUUAUAUGCCUGCUGAAGUGCAUAGGAAUCCAGGGUGCUCAGUAUGUUGGAAGAUCACUUUCUAAAUGUCUGGAUAUCUUCUUUAAAUCACAAAUUAUUGCCCCAUUCAGAUAAAAUAGUCUCCAAUCUUGAUGCCUCAUCCAUGGAGCUUUCUAUAAUGUUUGGCAUCUGUGCUUAACGAUUGUGGCUCAACUAUGGCCUGAACAGAAUAGGCAACAGGUUCCAGUAGUGACCCACGGCAGUCUGACUCCCAUGGUCUUCAUUGGUGUCAGAAGCAUUUCUCAGCUGCUGUCACUGCUAACCCUGCAGUUAAGGGGUAGAAGGUGGUGGCUAUUGCCUUGCAAAGUAUAUGGCAAAACAGAGCUUGGAACCUACAGAUUUUAUUCAGGAAAACUGAUUCAAGCUUUUGUAAUUUCACAUGUUAGAAAACCUGUUCUUUGAAACUUUCUAAAUCCCAAUAAUUGAAUUUGCGUGACUUUAAACAGAGGUUUCCAGUGUCAGAGUCAGAAGAAAGCUCCAUUAGACCUGCAGUCAUUUGCUGUGCAGGAAUUUGAGCAGGCAACAGGUUUUGCCAUAGUAAUAAUUCAUUGUUUUUCUUCAGGACUAUGAUUUAAGCAACUGGUUGACAUGUGACAAUAGGAUUUUUGCCUCCAAAGGAGAGGUGAACAAUAUACCAUUAACUAGCUCACAUUAGACCAUUUUUGAUCAAUGUAAGCAUAAAUACAUGUAAUAAUAAUUUUAUUCUUUUUACUUAGAGGUCAUUAUCAUCCAAACACAAGGCUUGUUACAGCAGUUUUCAUAUAGACCAUUUUCACAAGGCUGAAAAUUUGUUUAGGAGAGUUCCUAAAUACCCACACACAUAUAGAAAGACACAGACCUGCUUACUGAGUGCUAAAGCAAUAAAACGAUUGAGAUAAGGAAAGCAGAACCAUUAAAUAAACAUAAACAACAGCAGUAUGCAGUUUAGUCGUUAUACUUUAAUGCUAUUGAUACAAAUAAAAUUAGAAAAACAACACAGAGACUGGAAAUAACAUCAGAAAGUCACUUUAAUCUGGAAACUCUUCUAGUCUUAAAAGGACUGCUUUAAGAAGUUGCUAAUUUUAGAGAUUUGUAAUUUUGUUAAAUAGCACCCAUAUUCAUCACUAAAUUUUUCCAAUCUGAACUCACUGCUCAGUGAUAACUUUUGUACACCUGUAAGGAAACAGUCACAAAAUUCAUCCUCUAAGUUCCAAAGCAUUAGCUCUGCCAUGCUUCCUAAGAACACACCUUGUGUAGGGAACCUGCUUUGGCAGGGGAGUUGGACUCGAUCUCUGGAGGUCCCUUCCAACCCCUACAAUUCUGUGAUUCUGUGAUUCCUGUUAGUCAUAAAGCUUUUAAUAAAAGUGAGGAGACUUCUACCAUCCUGUAGUGGUGCAAUAGCAAGUUGUGUUCUCCAGUACCAGGAAGCUCCAGCAGAAUUGUUUAUUGAGCUCUAUGACCCUGUUGUCCCGCCCAGGAACUCUGACUGGCAAGUACUGUCUGUCUGGGCAGCAUGCAGCCAUUCUGCUCCUUGCAGACUGUUUCAAAACAAAGACUUGCUGAAUAGAUGAUAGUAAAUCAGUCUCUGAACUGUUCUGAAGUGGUAACGCUGAUGUGUUUAAAAUCUCUGUAAUGAGGUAUGGCAUCUGGGACAUGAAAACAAAGACUGCUUUUGGAUUAGGAUUUUGGUAGGUUUCACUGUGCAUGUAUCUGAUGGCAUUGGCUAGCAAUUACUAGCAGAGGGAAAGGUUGUCCUCAGAAAGGAUUCUGUUUAUGAUUAUGAAAAACAUGUUUUCUAACCUUUAAUAAAGUAUGUCUGGAACUAUUUUGUUUUCCAAAACUGUCUUGUUUGACAGUGUAUCUCUAUAAUAUCUCUAUAUUUUCCACACUUAUGCCCACAGAUGAAUAGAAUGUAUGUGCUGUUCCUUGAAGACAAACAAAUAAAACAUGUUGAUGAA
This is a messenger RNA of Coturnix japonica (Japanese quail), 4335 nucleotides long. RefSeq names its product tetratricopeptide repeat domain 29 (gene TTC29). Gene Ontology annotation, cellular component: sperm flagellum. Gene Ontology annotation, molecular function: protein binding. Lineage: Eukaryota; Metazoa; Chordata; Aves; Galliformes; Phasianidae. Gene Ontology annotation, biological process: cilium movement. The record is from RefSeq and is a predicted model, not a curated record.